CUUAGUGGCUGGUGCACGGGUUGAACGUCCUUUCACUCCGACAUCUUGACGGUGGGACAUCAUGCCUCCUAAGGACGCCAAGGGGAAGGGGAAGGAUUCUGGGAAGUCCAAAAAGGACAAGGAUCCAGCCAAUAAAUCUGGAGGCAAAGCCAAAAAGAAGAAGUGGUCCAAGGGAAAGGUGAGGGAUAAGCUCAACAACCUGGUCCUCUUCGACAAGGCCACCUACGAAAAGUUGAACAAGGAAGUGCCCAACUACAAGCUCAUCACACCAGCAGUCGUGUCAGAGAGGCUAAAGAUCAGAGGCUCUCUGGCCAGGGCUGCCCUCCAGGAACUGCUCAGCAAAGGCAUGAUCAAGUUGGUGUCAAAACAUAGAUCGCAGGUGAUCUACACGCGUAACACCAAGGGUCCCGAGGAGGAGGGUGGUGUUGUGGUUCCAGACAAGCCAGAGAAGCCUGAGAAGGCAGCUAAGGCAUCGAAGGCAGAGAAGGGAGAGAAGGAAGAGAAAGCAUAAACUGGUAUGCAGUAUGCUAGUACUCCUGUUGGAACUAGCCUACAUUCUAUUAAAAAUCACUGAAGAUCGCUCAACUACAAUUCAUUGUUGAUUUUUAAUGUUUUAGCAUAAAUGUAAACACAUAACAUGUUAACAGGGCAUGUUGGAGGACUACUGCUAAAAAUCCCAUCUAAAACCAUGUUUGUUUUCAGGUUGUGCUCUUGUGAUUCCUGCGUUCAGAUGUGUGAUGUAAGGUGAAUAAAAUUCUGAAAAUACA
Molecule: messenger RNA, 767 nt
Organism: Oncorhynchus gorbuscha (pink salmon)
Lineage: Eukaryota; Metazoa; Chordata; Actinopteri; Salmoniformes; Salmonidae
Product: 40S ribosomal protein S25-like
Exons: 4
Coding region: 62-511 (149 amino acids)
Cellular component (GO): cytosolic small ribosomal subunit
Molecular function (GO): structural constituent of ribosome
Source: RefSeq, a predicted model, not a curated record